UCCGAUGUCGCGUCAUUUGCUGGCAUGCCCUCGCUACGCUGCGCUUGACCACGCUAUAAAUGCAGCUGGGCAGGGAAAUCUGGAAAGUCACUCACGCAGAUCUCUCCCUUCCCUGUCCUUCCACAAAACAAGAAAACCACCAUGUCCGGCAGCUCCACCCUCCUAGCGGCCCUUGCUGGCCGACGCUCCUACUACGCCCUACGUCGCGAAUCCCCCAUCCCUGACUCCAAGAUCCAAUCGAUUCUCAAUCAGAUCGUGCUGCAGACCCCCUCGGCCUUCAACUCUCAGACCACACGCAUCCUGGUCCUGCUGAAACAGGAGCACGACAAGCUAUGGGACAUCGUCAAGGACUCCCUGCUCACUCGCAUCGGGGCUGAGCGGUACCAGAAGACUGCGCCCAAGAUCGACGGCUUCCGCGCCGCUUACGGCACGGUGCUCUUCUAUGAGGAUCAGACCGUGGUCGCAGACCAUAAGGCCAAGUUCGCAUCGUAUGCGGAACACUUUGAGGCCUGGUCGGAACAGACCAGCGGCAUGCAUCAGUUGAUUGCGUGGACGGCGCUCGAGACGGAAGGGUUUGGCGCCAACUUGCAACACUACAACCCCAUCAUCGACGAUAAGGUCGCGAGCACCUUCGAGGUGCCUGCGCAGUGGAAGCUGCGGGCGCAAUUGGUGUUUGGCGUGCCGGAGGGCGGACCACCACCGCCCAAGGAGAAGAAGCCUUUGGAUGAGCUCAUUCGCGUGGUGGGAAAUGACAGUAACUGAGGGGUAGCUCAACUGUGAUGACUCGAAAGGGAUCUAUUUUUGGCGUGCGUCGAGGCGGGGUAUCGGGGCAUUGGGGCUUAUCUGGUGUAAAUAGUGUCCGUUAUCCAUAGACUUACUCUAGAGAAGGCAACGGGACG
Aspergillus fijiensis CBS 313.89 is the source of this 899-nucleotide messenger RNA. RefSeq names its product Nitroreductase. The coding region runs from base 142 to 762 and encodes 206 amino acids. The transcript has a single exon. NCBI's taxonomy places the organism in Eukaryota, Fungi, Ascomycota, Eurotiomycetes, Eurotiales, Aspergillaceae. Gene Ontology annotation, biological process: cellular response to oxidative stress. The record is from RefSeq and is a predicted model, not a curated record.